Messenger RNA from Lytechinus variegatus (green sea urchin), 2043 nucleotides. Its product is annotated as CCR4-NOT transcription complex subunit 11-like. Lineage: Eukaryota; Metazoa; Echinodermata; Echinoidea; Temnopleuroida; Toxopneustidae. Gene Ontology annotation, cellular component: CCR4-NOT complex. The transcript has 11 exons. The coding region runs from base 98 to 1477 and encodes 459 amino acids. The record is from RefSeq and is a predicted model, not a curated record. Gene Ontology annotation, biological process: mRNA catabolic process; negative regulation of translation.
AAGCUCCGUUACUGUCGCCGUACCCGCCGUACUACCGGGAACUCGAGUUGAAUUUUGCCGUACGGCGUAGGCCAAGGCCAACAUUUCUGAAAUUAGAAUGGACCAAGGUUUAUCAAAAAAGGACAGCGUGAAUCUAACAGGGUUGCUCUGGGAUGAAGCAACAGCCAACAAGUCGUUUGAAUCUCUAGCCCAGGCUUUUCAUGGAAGCUUCAAUAAACAAGAACAUUUCAAAGUCGGAUCAUCACUGGUCCUUCUCUUAAGCAGCCCUGACCUCUUACCCACCCCACCCCAGCGGCUAGCAGCCCUAUUCUUGUUAUGGGAGAUGUAUCGUGCAGAGCCGAUCGGCAACAACCCCUUCGCCCCUCUUUUCUCUCUUGUAUUGACAAGAACUGAGGAGGACAAGAUCAGUGGUCCCACCCUUGUCGGUCCCAUUGGCAAGUCAGAAAGAUAUUUUCUUUCUCAACUCAUCUCAACCUCUAAUCCACCUCGAGAGCUAUUCAAGAAAUCUCCACGUCAGAUCGUUGCGAUGGACCCCGGUCCGAAUGCUCCUCACAUUGACAUCACCGGUCUCCAGCUCGCCCUGGCUGAAAGACAAUCAGAACUGCCCAGUCUGACCAAGGCUGGUUUGUCAUGCAUUAUGAAUGAUCCUGACCCUGAUGCUAGCUCCACCUUUGACCCCCAAAUAGCUCAGCCUGUAGUGGAAGCCCUGAUAUGCGGAUCCAAGCCUCCCAUGCAAACGACCUUUACCCCCGAGUUCAUACGCCUUCCGCCCCCGCUGCACAUUUGUGAGGAUGAGUUGUUAUGGAUGAAUCCGUCUGAUGGCAACCACACCAUCGCAUGGGACACCACAAUGUGCAUGACGAACAGUGCUGGGCAGGAGGUUAAGAGACUCAUGGGUAAAGCCUUUAAAGAAACACUCAUGCUCCAGCAACAACAGCAGCUGCUCAGCGAGCUAGAAAAAGAUCCCAAGCUGGUUUAUCACAUAGGAUUGACACCUACAAAGCUACCAGGGCUGGUAGAGAGUAAUCCCCUUGUUGCCAUAGAGAUCUUGCUACGUUUAAUUCAGUCCAAUCAGAUCACGGAAUACUUUGCGGUCCUUGUCAACAUGGAGAUGUCUCUGCACUCGAUGGAGGUUGUCAAUAGACUAACAACGGCAGUAGACUUGCCCCAGGAGUUUGUUCAUCUCUACAUUUCCAACUGUAUAUCGACAUGUGAGACAAUAAAAGACAAAUCAAUGCAGAACAGGCUUGUGAGGCUGGUUUGCGUUUUUCUUCAGUCACUUAUACGCAACAAGAUCAUCAAUGUCAAAGAUCUCUUCAUCGAGAUGCAGGCGUUCUGUAUUGAGUUCAGCCACAUCAGGGAGGCAGCCGGUUUGUUCAGGUUACUGAAGACAUUAGACAGUGAACAACAAAAGCAACAACCCUCGUCAACGUCACCACUUACAACGCAACAACAGAGUCAAGGAAACAAGAAAUGAUUGCCUGUGUUCAUGUUACUUAAAAUGUUAGACAGCGAACAACAAAAGCAACAGCCCUCGUCAACAUCACCGCUUACAACCCAACAAAGGUCAAGCAAACAAGAAAUGAUCCCCUGUGUAAGAUAGAAUUGUACUUUUUUUCUGAGUUUAUUGAACAUUGAACCUUGAAGAAAAUUACUCUUCUAAAGAGCAUACACACUGUCAUGUCAUAGAUUUAUUUAUAUAUUUACUCAUUGACACAUUGUGGAAGCGUUGUGGUGUAGUGGUUCUGACUCUCGCCUUGUAAUCAGAGGGUUGUGUGUUCGAAUCCCACCAUGGCCUAGCAUCCUUUGGCAAGGCAUCAAUCAACACUUUGCCAUGCUCUCCAUCCAGGUUUUAAUUGGAAACCCGGAAGGAUGCCUUGCAAAUCAGUUUGAAAACGCUUGUUGGAAUGCUCCUCAGGGAGUGGAGAAAGUACAUUCAUUGUGUUUAGGGCAAGCCAGGAUCCGAUGGGGGUAAUAAUAUACCUGUAAAGUGCUUAGAGAUGUCAUUAUGAGUGCAACAUAAGAGCUGAAUAUGAAAGGAAA